Microsporum canis CBS 113480 is the source of this 1623-nucleotide messenger RNA. Its product is annotated as AflT. Gene Ontology annotation, biological process: transmembrane transport. The transcript is spliced from 2 exons. Gene Ontology annotation, molecular function: transmembrane transporter activity. The record is from RefSeq and is a predicted model, not a curated record. The coding region runs from base 1 to 1623 and encodes 540 amino acids. Lineage: Eukaryota; Fungi; Ascomycota; Eurotiomycetes; Onygenales; Arthrodermataceae.
AUGACUAGUCCAAACGCCCCAGAUCUUGGCGACCCGUCAACCGUCAACGAACACAACAACAAUGCGAGCUUGAGGGGUUUGCGCCUGUUCUUUAUUCUGAGCUCACUUCUGGUGUCAGUCUUCUGUCAGGCUCUGGAUGAUACCAUUAUCGCAACUGCAAUUCCCCCAAUUACCGACCAUUUUCGCCGUCUCAGCCAUGUUGGCUGGUACGGAUCCGUUUAUCUCCUAACAAACUGUGCCUUUCAACUAUUCUAUGGCAAACUCUACAAGAUUUUCCCUCUCCGGUGGGUUUUCUUGAGCGCCCUUUUCAUCUUUGAGCUUGGCUCGUUAGUCGCAGCUAUAGCCCCUAAAAGCGAAACAUUGAUAACCGGCCGUGCUAUUGCUGGGAUCGGUGCGGCUGGAAUAACCAGUGGCGCAAUGACUAUCAUGGCACAUACAGCGCCUGUUCGUUGGCGCCCGAUAUUUACUAGUCUGAUAGGUGCUGUGUAUGGGAUUGCUAGCGUUGUUGGCCCAAUAUUAGGGGGAGUGUUCGCCGAGAAAGUCAGCUGGCGAUGGAUAUUUUACCUAAAUCUUCCCCUUGGCGGCGCUUCUGCUUUGAUCCUCUCGCUGUCGCUCAAGAGCCUACCACCCAGUGCCCAUGGCCAGAAUUUAUCGAUCGCUAUCAUGAUUAAACGACUAGACGUGGUAGGGACAUUUACUUUUAUUGCGAGUAUUGCGUGUCUCCUCACAGCACUGCAGUAUGGUGGAACAACAGCGCCGUGGUCAUCUGGCCUUGUCGUUGCUCUUCUGACAUUAUUUUCAGUACUUUUGGCAACAUUUGUUCUAGCUCAAAUCCUCCAAAAAGACGAAAAUGCAACAAUUCCAACACAUAUUGCAAAAAACAGAAACAUGGCGUUUGGGGCUUUGUUCGCAAUCUGCCAGGGGGGUGCGUUCAACAUCUUCAUCUUUUACCUGCCGUUGUACUUUCAGGUCAUAAAAGAUGCAAGUCCAAUUAGAUCAGGAAUCAAUUAUUUACCAUUGAUCCUGAUUAACACCGUUGGUAUUAUCAUAUCUGGCAUUCUGACUACAAAGCUUGGUUAUUACAUGCCAUGGAUUUGGUUCUCCAGCCUUACCAUGCCUAUUGGAGCUGGCCUUUUGACAACAUUAGCAGUUGACUCGAGAACUAGCCAAUGGGUAGGAUAUCAGUUUUUAUUCGCAAUUGGGUCAGGAUUUGGCCUACAACAGCCGUUUGUGACCGCGCAGACGGCUUUACCACUUGAAGAAGUUAGUACCGGCAUGGCAAUUAUGUUAUUCUCCCAGCUUGGUGGAGGGGCCAUUUUUGUUCCCGUUGCACAAAGCAGUUUUAUAUCCCAACUUGUGACCAGCGUCGGGGCAAUGGGAAUUCCAGGUUUGGACCCUCGUCAACUUAUCAGCCUAGGUGCGACGCAAUUCAGGCAAAUUAUCCCCGCUAAGGAUAUUCCGAGAGUGAUUCUGGCAUACAACGAUGGUCUGCGAGAGGCAUUCAAGAUUGCGCUUAUCCUAGCCUGCCUGUCUAUUAUUGGGCCUCUGGGCAUGAAGUGGGUAGUAGUGAAACCACAGAGUAACAGGGAGAAUAUGGCAACGGUAAGCCAGGAUAAGGAGUAG